GUAUAUUUCCUUUUUAAACAUGCUCUGCCGCCCCUGAGGCGAGAUUGCGCUACACCUGUCAACACCUUGAAAAACGUUUUGGUCUGGCGGACAAACUUUUGAAAGGGGUUGCAGGCUACAAUUCCCCUCUAGAUAGGCGUGCACUCAGGUCUAUUUACAAGAGAUCAGGAAGGAAACACGUUGGUCACUGAGAGCCGAAGUCAGCCUAGCCCAAUGGAAUGCACCCGGAACUUCAGUUCCUUCUGGCCAAAUUAAAAAGCGCGUCGUAAGGUGCAAUGUAGCCUACCUGCCUGGGCUAUAUCUACGUAUGCAUGAGCUGGCAACAUGAGACUGGCACGUCCCAAGUAGCCUGACGUGUGAGUCUCUGCCAAACAUGUCGGAGGUGCAGGUAGAUGAUAACGAACUGAAAGAAAUCGACAUAUGUGACGGAGAUAGCUGUUCUCAGAGUGAGAGUGGAGUUUUUGUAAACUCUUGUGCAUCGACCACGGAUGGCUUCUCUGCGUUUCAGCAGUGGACUUUAACAGGCCAAACACGGACUGAUGGCAACUUUCCCACGACUUCUGAAUGUGCCAUCUGGGCCAAAGGAACUGUCCAGGGGCCAACCGACGUUGCUCAGGUUCCAAAUGGCGAAGUAAACACCGAUUUCGAAAACGCUUUUUGUCGCAAUGAAUAUCUGGAAGACGAACAACCAAGAGCAGUGUCCCGAACUUCUAUCGUCGACUGUUUACUGGUGGAACUCUACGACACCUUCACUGGCAGCAGGAACAGAAGGAGCGUGGACAGCUUGGAUAGUUCGACCGAAGCGUCAGGUUCGGAUGCGUUCUUCGGACGGAGUAACUCGGUGUCUUAUUUCCUGCAGGAACUUCAAGAAAAGCAUACCAGGCGACAUCAAGUGAAAUACCUUUCCCCAAAAGACCCAGAGGAGCUGAAGGGGAUCAUCCAGGAGAUGAAAUAUCGCAUCAGCAUCCAGUCUGCCAAGCUGGUGCGCCUGGUCAGGAGGAAGGACCGCAUUCACGGCAAGCUGCAGAAGAACUACGACGUCAUCACUGCGUGCCUGCAAGCCUUGUCUCAGAAAAGAAGAGUUGACACGAGACUGAAGUUUACGAUCGAGCCCUCUCUCGGGAAAAAUGGCUUCCAGCAGUGGUUCGACGCUCUCAAGGCGGUGGCCAGACUCCCUACUGGGAUCCCGAAGGAGUGGAGGAAGAGGGUGUGGCUGACACUGGCCGAUCAGUACCUCCACAGCAUUUCUAUAGACUGGGAGAAGACACUUCGGUUUGCCUUUAACGACCGGAGCAACCCUGACGAUGACACACUCGGAAUUCAGAUCGUUAAGGACCUGCACCGCACGGGCUACAGUUCCUACAGUGGCCAGGAGGGGGAGCAGGACCGUGUGGUGCUGAAGCGGGUGCUGCUGGCCUUCGCCCGCUGGAACAAAGCGGUGGGCUACUGCCAGGGCUUCAACGUGCUGGCCGCCCUCAUCCUGGAGGUCACCGACGGCAACGAGGGGGACGCGCUCAAGGUGAUGAUCUACCUGAUCGAUAAGGUGCUCCCUGAGAGUUACUUUGCCAACAACCUGCGGGCGCUGUCUGUGGACAUGGCCGUGUUCCGAGACCUGCUGAGGCUCAAGCUUCCGGAACUCUCUCAGCACCUGCACCACCUGCAGAAAGCAGCCAAUCAGGACGGUGGAGGCAGCUACGAGCCCCCGCUCACCAACGUGUUCACCAUGCAGUGGUUCCUCACCAUGUUUGCCACCUGCCUGCCCCGCCACACCGUGCUGAAGAUCUGGGACUCGGUGUUCUUCGAGGGCUCCGAGGUCCUCCUCAGGGUGGCCCUGGCCAUCUGGGCCAAGCUGGGAGAGCGCGUAGAGUACUGCCAGUCUGCAGACGAGUUCUACAGCACCAUGGGCUGCCUCGCCCAGGAGAUGCUGGAGCACAACCUCAUAGACUCCACUGACCUCAUGCAGAUGGUGUACGCCAUGGCUGUCUUCCCCUUUCCCCAGCUGGCUGAGUUGAGAGAGAAGUACACCUACAACAUCACACCCUUUCCUGCCCCUGUGAAGGGCAACUCACGUAGUCCAAGUGGCCUGGAGGGAUGGGAGAGUGAUGAUGAUGCUGACAUGGAUGAUGAAGAUUCCCUAGUUACGGCUCUGGGUUGUUUGGGUCCGCUGGGAGGCUUUCUGGCGCCGGAACUACAGCGCUACCAGAGGAACGUCAGAGACCAGCAUGGGGAGCAGAGUCCCCGCAGCAGUAACAUGGCGGGGGUGUCCCCGGGAGCGGUGGGUGCGGUGGGGUCCGGUCGGGCGGAGCACCAGGCGGCCAUCAACAGCAUGAUGCUGGAGCGCAUGAGCACCGACAUCACCGCGCUGAGGAAACAGUACUCACGCAUCAAGACACGACAGCAGCAACAGGCCAACCUGCUCUACAUAAGAACAGGUCCUGGUCCAGAGGCCUUGUCUGGGGCCUCGUGUGAACCCCAGAGUAAUGAUAAGUGUCCGGCCACCAGCGUCCUGGCCUCCCAGGUGCACCCCUCCCCCGUGGUCAACCACCUCCUUCUGGGGAGGAGGCCUCGAGGAGCCCCCCUACGGAACUCCGGGAGCAGCCCGGGUGGGGCGCUGCGCGGGGCCCCCCAGGGCCAGUCCACCCCUCUGGACGAGGCGGUGCGGAGCCGGCUGGAGUCGCCGUGGCGAGCCCACGUGCGGACCCACCGUAGGAACAUCGCCAGGGCAUGUGCCCAGCUGGAGUUCGAUGACCCCGAAAAAGCGGAUGAGGGGGCGGAGGAGGAGGAGGAGGCGGCGACGGACUCGCCUGGGACCCCGACCACAGAGGCGGAGCAACAGGGGGUGGAUUCACAGGAUGAAGAGGAGAAGGGAGAGACAAGAGAGGAGGAGAGGGAGGAGGAGGAGGAGGAGGAGAGGAAAUGUGAGAAAGAGACUGCACAGGUGGAGGGAGUGCAGGAGGCAGAGGAGGUGGUACAGGGGGAGGUGUCUGAAGAGGAGGUGCCUAAGGAGGAGGUAGUGACAGAAAGCUUCUCACAGGACUCCAGACUGGAUGGUGUGGAUGGAGAAAGGGAGGAGCAGCAGGAGGAGGAUAAGGAACGGAUCGGACCGGUGGAACAACGUUUGGCCUCCCUGGAGCUGGACUCAGAACCGGAACUCACGACACCCUCCAGCACAUCGGAACCCACACCGGCGCCGACGCCGACGCCACAGCCAGAAAUGGAGCCGGCACUGGACUCCUCCAGCUCAGAGUCCUCCUGCUCCGCCAGGCGGAUGCCCACCUCCGCUUCUACCCCCGCAGGGCUGUCCAAGUACCAGCAGCAGCCCCUGCCCUUCUCCCCCUUCCCCUGCCUCAAGGUGCCCCGGAAGUCAACGGCUGCGCGGAACUUGGGGCUGUACGGCCCGACGUCACGCACGCCCACCGUGCACUUCCCCCAGAUGAGCAAGGGCAUGAGCCGGCUGAGCAGCAGCAGUAGCAGUAACGCCCUCUCCACCAGGAGGCGAUGAUGAGCAGCCUCUCCCUCUCCCUCUUCCUCUUCCUCUCUGAUUCUGCGUGUGAACAUGUUUUUGUGUUUCUUGGACUCUCAUGCACUCCUGAUGAAAAACUGUUUGGUGACACAAGCAAGGCUCAGGGACCGAGAUGUCCUAUAUGAAGAGGCACUGUACUCACUCUCUUACGCACACAUACACACACCGAUACAAAUGUACAUGUAUGCACACAUGCACACAUACACACACACACCCCAGCUUUCAAUCCUUCACACACACCCAUGUACAC
Molecule: messenger RNA, 3773 nt
Organism: Clupea harengus (Atlantic herring)
Lineage: Eukaryota; Metazoa; Chordata; Actinopteri; Clupeiformes; Clupeidae
Gene: tbc1d30
Product: TBC1 domain family, member 30
Exons: 14
Coding region: 374-3502 (1042 amino acids)
Cellular component (GO): endoplasmic reticulum
Source: RefSeq, a predicted model, not a curated record